AUGCCGCCAUUUUGGAAGCAGACUGGGAGCCCACGAGCCUUGGAAGCUGCCUGCCAGGGACUCGCGGCCCGCAGGUCCAGAUGGGCUGUCAGAGCUCCACGGUGGACACGACUGAGUGCUGUUUAUGGAACCUCCAGAUGGGGAAGCCUGCAAUGUGAAAAAUGGCCUUUUAGGCCGUGCCAGAUGGAGGAUUUGCCUGGUGGACCUGCUGACGGUAUUAUUCAACAGCUUUUUAGUGUGCUCAUGAUGCCAUCUUCAUACACAGAUAUGAGUAUUCAAGAGCUGCAGGAGAACACAGGGACGUCUGGAGCGGCCGGCCAGAACAGAGUCGACUGCGGAUUACAAGCCGUUGUCGUUGAGUCCAAAGAAGACAGUAUCAAUGGAACAUGUGAACAUGAGGUUUGUCCAGCACAUAAUGAUGACAAUAUGUCUGAAAGAGACGACUGCGGAUUACAAGCCGUUGUCGUUGAGUUCAAAGAAGACAGUAUCGAUGGUAACAUACCUUCUGAUACCACAAUAGAAAUUGAAGAAUGGAAUAACAACAAUGAACGGAUACUAGAAAUAUUGCUCAUUUUCAUUGAUCUUGCCCUGAUGGGUACAGAUGUUGUCAUUACAAUGACGAAACUCAGCAUUGCUUUGGAAUACAGAGCAGUCUCCUUCGUGAUUGCACUAUUUUUCCUACUGGAUGUUGUUCUGCAAAUAUAUGUUAAAGGGAUGGCAGUGUUUUUUCGACUUCUGAGGCUGAUUACGUUUGUGCGAAUAUUCCACCUUGCGAACCAGACAAGAUAUCUAGAAAACCUGAUCAGAAGACUGGUGUCUGGCAAUAAAAGAAGAUAUGCCAAGGAUGGAUUUGAUCUGGAUUUAACUUACAUCACUGAACGCCUGAUUGCCAUGUCAUUUCCAUCCUCUGGGAAACAUGCGGUAUAUAGGAAUCCUAUGGAGGAGGUCGUUCAUUUCUUGGACACCAGACACCCAGAACACUAUUUCGUCUACAACCUUUGCAGUGAACGGUCGUAUGACCCCAGGUUUUUCCAUCACCGGAUGCAUAGAAUUCUCAUAGACGAUCACAACGUCCCAACACUUCAGGAGAUGAUUUCAUUUUCAAAAGAAGUCAUUGCUUGGUUAUCCAAGGAUCCCCAGAAUACCAUCGCGAUUCACUGUAAAGGAGGAAAAGGGCGUACUGGGACCAUGAUAUGUGUCUGUCUCCUCGCAAUGGACACAUUUUCAACUGCAAAGGAAAGCCUCACUUAUUUUGGAGAACGACGGACAGACAAACGUUUCUGUGAUAAAUUUCAAGGAGUAGAAACUCCCUCUCAAAGCCGAUACGUUGGAUAUUUUGAAACUAUUAAAACUAUGUGGAACUGGGAACUACCUGUGAAAAAAACACUAACAAUUACAAAAAUUGUCCUGUACUCCAUUAAAGGAAAUGGCAAGGACCUAACCAUUGAUAUCAUAAUGCAGCACAAGACUGUGUUUACUUGCACUGGCCAAACCUGCGAGGUCUCACAUGAUAUUGAGACAAAUAGAGCAAUAUUUAUUGUACCCAACUGUCCGGCCCUAUGUGAUGAUAUUAAACUGAAAUUUACUUCUAAAAAUCUUCCCAACCAUUACGAAAAUUGCGCCUUCUUUUUUUGGUGCAACGUUUCUCUGAUAGAGAAAAACAGGUCGUUCGUGCUCAUCCGCCAUCUGGAGGAUUUCUCCCUGGUCUACACUGUGUGCUUCAGCCGCGUGGAGUGCAGGUCACUGUGCCAGGCGCUGUGCCGGCGCCACACUGGCGUGGCGGCAAUUCGCCACCCGGAGAUCAAGUCUGUGUUUUCAAACGAGCAAACAAUUUCUGUGAUGGCAGACAUGUUCUAUAUUAUCCACUCUAGCAGCAAUGUGCAGCCCUUGGGCUCUGGGAAUAUGAUGACUGUGGAACUGAAAUGUUAA
This is a messenger RNA of Perognathus longimembris pacificus (Pacific pocket mouse), 1929 nucleotides long. Its product is annotated as phosphatidylinositol 3,4,5-trisphosphate 3-phosphatase TPTE2-like. Gene Ontology annotation, biological process: protein dephosphorylation. The coding region runs from base 1 to 1929 and encodes 642 amino acids. Lineage: Eukaryota; Metazoa; Chordata; Mammalia; Rodentia; Heteromyidae. The record is from RefSeq and is a predicted model, not a curated record. Gene Ontology annotation, molecular function: protein tyrosine phosphatase activity; phosphatidylinositol-3,4,5-trisphosphate 3-phosphatase activity. The transcript is spliced from 23 exons. Gene Ontology annotation, cellular component: cytosol.